AUACAAAGACAGAAUUUACAUUUCCUAGAAAUAGAGAAUGAGCAUUAUGUAGUUGGUUUUCAAAUACAAAAGUUUUCAACGAUUGGAUACUUUGAAACGCGACUUUUAAAUGAAGGAUAAAAUUGAGAAUAGUCCACGUUGCAGAUAACUCAAAAUUGUGCCGCUCGAUCUUUAAAAUAAAUAAAUAUACUAUAUUAUAUGUAUAUUUGAUAUAUAUAUAUAUAUAUAUAUAUAUAUUCGGUGCGCGGACACCAUAGUUGCUAGGGAGUGCAGUGUCCUGUUUAAAAUCUAAACCAAAGCGGAUUGAUACACAAUUUGAAGCGGCAAAGAGCGCGUAGGACUGUAGUACACUUGAUUAUCAUAUUCAUUAAGUCGUUGUUAGGUACAGUAGGUAGUAAGAUCAAAUCAACAUAUCAAAAUGGCAGAUCAACUGACAGAGGAACAAAUUGCUGAGUUCAAAGAAGCCUUCUCGCUGUUUGAUAAAGAUGGAGAUGGCACCAUCACCACCAAAGAGCUGGGCACAGUGAUGCGCUCGCUGGGACAGAACCCCACAGAGGCCGAGCUGCAGGACAUGAUAAAUGAGGUGGAUGCUGAUGGAAAUGGAACCAUUGACUUCCCUGAGUUCCUGACCAUGAUGGCGAGGAAGAUGAAGGACACUGACAGUGAGGAGGAAAUCAGAGAAGCUUUCAGAGUCUUCGACAAGGACGGUAAUGGCUAUAUCAGUGCUGCAGAGCUGCGUCACGUUAUGACAAACCUUGGUGAGAAACUGACAGACGAGGAGGUGGAUGAGAUGAUCCGGGAGGCUGAUAUCGAUGGAGAUGGACAGGUGAACUACGAAGAAUUUGUGCAGAUGAUGACGGCAAAAUAAUACCGUAAACCCAAAAGAACCCUUCACCACCAGACCAAACAGUGGACAACACACUCACUGUCAACACUUGACUGUCCUCUUAUUUAUUUUUGCUUUGCAUUUGGUUGCUUUCCCCCUUUGUCCAUUUCGCUUGAUUCAGGCUCAUCUGCAAAAUCUGUUUUCUUUCAUUGUUCCUCUCUUAUGCUCUUUUCUUUGACAUUUUCUCUUUUCUCUCAAGUAAAAUAUUUACAUAAACAUAUACUAAAAUUGUCGAAACAAACGUGAACAAUUUCAAGCUAAAAUAUAUACAGGAAGAGAAAUGCAUGCUGUGUUACUUUGGGAAUAUUUUUGUGCUACACUGCUUGCAUUGGUUUUUGUUUUACAUGGUCUAUUCUCAUGCCAUUUACGGUUGUAGAUAUUUGCUAACUUUUAGAAGUGCAAAAGAUUAACAUGAUGGGAGGUGACAGGAUUUUAACAAUAAAAUAGACUAAUGUACUUCCAUGUGUUAAUGCGCAUGUUUUGGUGAAUUCUUUUGGUAUGUAUGUUUGAGUAUAGCAGACAUGGUUGUCCAAGGACUCCCCUGUGCAGUGCUGUAUGCAUAUCUCCAUUAUGUCCUGACAUUAAACAUUUCGAAAAUGUUCUUAUGCUAGAGCAGGGGUGUGUUCAUUAUGCUGAGUCUGUUGCAAAAUGUUUUUGAUUAAACUGCGAACAGAACAUCUUGUGUUUUGGUUAAUUAAUGUUAAUUGAUUUCCCUAAUGAAAGCCCCUGGUCUUUCUGUUCAGCACCACUACAGUCUCGUUUGAAAUGAUUUAUGCUAUUUUACCAAUCAAGUAAUGUUUUCAUGUACAUUUCACUUAUGCGUAAAGAUGUAAGUUAUUCCAUUUUUUUUUAAUGGUUAUGACAUAAGUGGCAAUUAACUUCAAACCUGCUCUGAACAACUAUGUACUAUUAGGAUAUUCAUUCCCCAAGCAAAUGCCACUCGCCUUGUAAUUGUGGUUUUAAAGGAACCCUGUACAAGAAAAUACAUUUCCCCGUCUACUAUUUUUGAAAAUGUUAUCUGUGGAAGGGUGAAUACAUGUUGAGUCUGCUGAUUGUGGUUUUGUACUGAACUUGUGUAUGUGAUUGAAGUCAUGGUCUGUGUUGUCGCUGUCCUACCUAUCUGGUCAUGCCAUAUUGCAUAUUUAACUCAACAACCUUUUCAUGUUAUCCAUAUUUUAGUUUCCCCCUCCCAUUCCUAAGUUUACUUUUUUACUGUCCAUAAAUGUUCUCUGUUAAUGAUCUUUGUUUAAAAAAAAUGGAAGACUUU
Messenger RNA from Oncorhynchus tshawytscha (Chinook salmon), 2153 nucleotides. RefSeq names its product calmodulin-1. The record is from RefSeq and is a predicted model, not a curated record. Gene Ontology annotation, molecular function: calcium ion binding. NCBI's taxonomy places the organism in Eukaryota, Metazoa, Chordata, Actinopteri, Salmoniformes, Salmonidae. Bases 419 to 868 code for a protein of 149 amino acids. The transcript is spliced from 6 exons.